AUCGGCAAUUGCCGUCAAGUUCUUGAACGGAAAGGAACUUUAUUUUACUAAUUGCUCAUUUGUAUCCACUAAAUCUAAAUCAAACAAAGUUUCACUGUUUGAUACAUUUUGUUUUUUGUUGAAUUAGUUGAAUUAGUCCAUGAAUGAAAUUUGAAAAGUGAAAACUACAUUCAAACGACAACGAUGCAAGUACAACCGCAAAAGGUAGCAGGCCUUGUAGCCGAUCUGCAGCCAAACAUACGAUUAAUGAAGUUUUUUGGCCACUUCUUCUGGCGAUUUUCAACUGGACCAGUUCUUCUAAACAAAGCAUACUCAGCAAUACACUUAGCACUGUUCUUAAUUCAAUAUUUAUGCAUUCUGAUCAAUUUAGUACUGAAUACCGGUGAGGUCAACGAACUGACGGCAAAUACCAUUACCGCUCUACACUUCUUUCACUGCAUCGUAAAGUUCUGUUAUGUAGGUGUACAUUCGGAGGAGGUUUACAAGACCUUCAACAUAUGGAAUCACUCGAAUCACCAUCCUCUAUUCGCUGAAUCUAACGAUCGCUUUCACAGCAUAUCGUUGGUUAAGCAAAGAAAACUACUUAAGACUAUAAUGGCACUAUGCAUUUUCGUUGUAGUGGCCUGGACUACCAUAACCUUCUUCGGUGAGAGUGUUAAGGGAGCGUUUGAUAAGUCAACGAAUGAAACGUAUUUCAUCGAAGUACCUCGGCUACCGUUUAAAUCGUGGUAUCCGUGGAACGCAAUGAGUGGAUUCAUGUAUUACAUCAGCUUCGCAUUCCAAGUCUACUUUUUGAUGUUCUCAAUGACAAACUGUAAUUUGUCCGAUGUAAUGUUCUGUUCCUGGUUGAUAUUUGCAUGUGAACAACUCGUCCAUUUGAAGGAAAUCCUUAAAAGUCUUAUGGAAUUGUCGGCGUCGUUGGACACAUAUCGCCCGAAUUCGCAGACACUUUUCCGCAAUUCAUCUGGCAAUUCUAAAACCGAAUUGAUAAAUGAUGACGAGGAAUAUGCAAAAUCAAAUGGCCUUUACACUUCGAAAGCGGAUUGGGGCUCACAAUUUAAAGCAUCGUCUGAAUUGCAAAAUUUCGAUCCGAAUAAUCCGAAUGGUUUGAGUAGUAGACAACAGAUGAUGGUACGUAGUGCCAUUAAGUAUUGGGUGGAGCGACACAAGCAUGUUGUAAGAUUAACGGCUGCCAUUGGAGAGACUUACGGAGGAGCUCUACUGCUACACAUGUUGACAUCAACCAUUUGUUUGACUCUGCUGGCUUAUCAGGCAACCAAAGUCGACGGAAUUAAUGUGUAUGCAUUUUCAACGAUCGGAUACUUGGUGUAUGCGUUGGGUCAAGUAUUCCAUUUCUGCAUUUUCGGAAAUCGACUUAUUGAAGAGAGCUCAUCAGUAAUGGAAGCUGCCUAUUCCUGUCACUGGUAUGACGGGUCUGAAGAAGCUAAAACCUUUGUGCAGAUUGUUUGCCAACAGUGUCAGAAGGCUAUGACCAUUUCCGGUGCAAAGUUUUUCACCGUUUCGCUGGAUCUGUUUGCAUCGGUUCUGGGAGCUGUGGUCACCUACUUCAUGGUGUUGGUGCAAUUGAAAUAAAUUCUAUGUGGCAGAUUGUUUGCUCAAUGUAAAUGCAUUCAAAUAUUUAUAAGAUUUGAGUGCUGGCCGACAUAAAUUCUAACACUUAACUUGCUAUGAAUCACCACUUUGCAAUGAAAAAAAAACUUAGUUCCUAAGGCAGAUAAAAACUAAAGUGAAUUUAAUUGAAUAAAAAUAAAUAAUUUUUGUUGUUGUUAACACAGAACUCAAU
Messenger RNA from Bradysia coprophila, 1804 nucleotides. It is a transcript of the gene Orco, whose product is annotated as odorant receptor co-receptor. The record is from RefSeq and is a predicted model, not a curated record. Gene Ontology annotation, biological process: sensory perception of smell; detection of chemical stimulus involved in sensory perception of smell. NCBI's taxonomy places the organism in Eukaryota, Metazoa, Arthropoda, Insecta, Diptera, Sciaridae. Gene Ontology annotation, cellular component: plasma membrane. Gene Ontology annotation, molecular function: olfactory receptor activity; odorant binding.